AUGUCUGAUCACUACGACACCCUCGGCGUGCCGCGCGGCGCCACCACCAGCGAGAUAAAGCGCGCGUACCGCGCUCUAGCGCUUCGGUGGCACCCGGACAAGAAUCCCGGCGACCGAGAGGCGGCGGAGGCCAAGUUUGUGGCCAUCUCGGCGGCGGCGGAGGUCCUCUGCGACGAUCAGAAACGCGCGGCGUACGACCGCGGCGGCUCG
This is a messenger RNA of Emiliania huxleyi CCMP1516, 210 nucleotides long. RefSeq lists its product as hypothetical. NCBI's taxonomy places the organism in Eukaryota, Haptophyta, Isochrysidales, Noelaerhabdaceae. The record is from RefSeq and is a predicted model, not a curated record. The annotation marks the transcript as partial. The transcript has a single exon.